AUGGCCUUGACCGACAAUGAAGACGGCGUCUUGCCCGGGGUCUCGUUAACAAAAGACGACAACAAUGGCCACUCCGAGAAUCCCUCAGCGAAACCCUCAAAGCCCGAUGUGCCAACUCUACCCCCUCGGCCAUCUUUCGAACUCCAUUUCUUGCGCAUUCUCGAACUUUUGCCAGAUGAGAUUCGUCAUCAAGAGCUUAUUCGACCGGUCGCCAGCACUGGGAAGACACGCAUGCGGGAGAUGGGCUUGCGUACCCGCGCCUACAAGACCUAUUUCACCGCUUGGGAAGCACUUCACCUUGAUCAUGAGGAUGAAACCUACAUCCACAACGACAUCCCACAAUACCUGCGUCAACACCAUCCCGGCGGUCUAGGCGGGUUGAGUCUCGCGCAAACCCUUCGCUCCUACGAGGGGUUUCGUGCCUUUAUCAUCGAGAUGGCAGAGCUACUGUUUCCCUGGACGAUGCCCUAUUUCGGAGAUCAUAUGAGCUUACACGCACAUAUCAAGAACGGAGGGCGAGGUAUCGUGCUGACUGCAGGCAACGGACAGGCGCCGUAUCUCUUGACGACCAUUUAUUCGUUCCGCAUGCUGGGCUGCACUCUCCCUAUCGAAAUCAUGUAUCUCGGUGACGAGGACCUGGGCCAGGACUACAUUGCAGAGCUGGAGGGCUUGGAUGGCGUUGUGACGCGGGACAUGGCAGUCAUGGUUCGUGACAAUGGGUGGAAGUUGAAGGGAUGGGCGGCCAAGCCAUUUGCAAUCCUGCUCUCAAGCUUUCGGGAAGUGGUGUUUAUUGACGCCGACUCCUUGUUCUUUCGGGACCCCGCCUUGCUAUUUGACGACGACGACUACCGGGAGAAGGGUGCGCUCUUCUUCCGGGACAGACUGUUCCUCCCAGAGAAGAAAGCGCCGUUUUUGCAAGCCAUCCUACAGAAGCCAAUUCCCAAGGCAGCGACCGAGUCAAGGAUGUGGACGGGCGAGUCGGGACACCAGCAGGAGAGCGGAGUGAUAGUCGUGGACAAGAGUAGGCACUUCAUUCCAAUGCUCCUGGUUACUAGGAUGAAUGGACCGGACCGGGAUGGGAACAAGGAGGAAGGGAGGAUUGGAGUCUAUGAGCUGGUUUAUGGCGACAAAGAAACAUUCUGGCUCGGCUGGCUCCUCGCGGGCGACGAAGACUACGCUUUUCACCGGGGCGAAGCCGCCAUCAUGGGUGCCGCUUAUCAGUACGGCGACGGUCUCCCGGAGGAGGUCCGUGAGGAGUGUGAGAAACCGGAGAUCGACCGCGAUGCAAAAAGCUACCCUAUGGAGUGCGAAAUCGCCGACCGCGAUGGCAAGCCGCAAGCCUUGAUCUGCGCCUCGCAGUUGUUGCACCUCGACACUGAAGGAAAGCCUCUCUGGCUUAAUGGUUGGUUGCUUGAAAACAAGUUCAAAGGCCCCGAGAGCGGCUUUGCCAACUUUGAGAGCUACUUGGUGGAGCCUUCUGACGCAAGUUUUCGCAAUCCAGGCAGUUGGAGACUGUACAAGGGCAACAGGUUCUGCAUGCUGGGCGAUGCAGACAGGAAGUUUGACUUUACCCUCGAGGAGACAACAGCGCUGGACAUGAUUGUGGAGCGGGCUAAAGAAGUUAACAGGAGGUGGAGGUGA
This is a messenger RNA of Colletotrichum higginsianum IMI 349063, 1641 nucleotides long. RefSeq names its product Alpha-1,3-mannosyltransferase. Gene Ontology annotation, cellular component: Golgi apparatus. NCBI's taxonomy places the organism in Eukaryota, Fungi, Ascomycota, Sordariomycetes, Glomerellales, Glomerellaceae. The coding region runs from base 1 to 1641 and encodes 546 amino acids. Gene Ontology annotation, biological process: protein O-linked glycosylation. Gene Ontology annotation, molecular function: alpha-1,3-mannosyltransferase activity. The record is from RefSeq and is a predicted model, not a curated record. The transcript has 2 exons.